GGGGAGAAUUUCUACCCAACUCAUCUCCUACGUAUAAAAACCCCAAUCCCGGCCUUAACGCCGCUUCCUACACCACUCUCUGCCUCAAACCCUAACUCUCCAACGCAAAAAGCAACCAUGGCGGACAGAGCUCCCGGAGACAGACCACCACGCAGAGGCUUCGGCGACCGCGGACGUGGCGACCGAGGCAGGGGCCGCCGUCGCGGGCGUCGCGACGAGGAAGAGAAGUGGGUUCCAGUCACCAAGCUCGGCCGGCUGGUGAGGGAGGGCAAAAUCAAAUCGCUGGAGCAAAUCUACCUCCACUCGCUCCCGAUCAAGGAGUACCAGAUCAUCGACACCCUCGUCGGCCCCGGCGUGCUGAAGGAUGAGGUCAUGAAGAUCUCCCCUGUCCAGAAGCAGACUCGGGCCGGUCAGAGGACCAGGUUCAAGGCUUUCGUCGUCGUCGGCGACGGGAACGGCCAUGUCGGGCUGGGUGUUAAGUGCUCGAAGGAGGUUGCUACCGCCAUUCGAGGCGCCAUCAUUCUGGCUAAGCUGUCUGUGAUCCCCGUGAGGAGGGGUUACUGGGGGAACAAGAUCGGGCUGCCUCAUACUGUGCCGUGCAAGGUGACCGGAAAGUGUGGUUCCGUCACCGUGAGGAUGGUUCCGGCUCCUCGUGGCGCUGGGAUUGUGGCUGCUAGGGUGCCCAAGAAGGUUCUUCAGUUUGCUGGGAUUGAAGAUGUGUUCACCUCUUCCCGUGGGUCUACCAAGACUCUUGGCAACUUCGUCAAGGCCACAUUUGACUGCCUGUUGAAGACCUAUGGUUUCCUGACACCUGAUUUCUGGAAGGAUACUCGUUUCACCAAGUCACCUUUCCAGGAGUUCACUGAUCUAUUGGGAAAGCCAACCAAAGCCCUCAUCCUUGAGGAUUUUGUACCAGAAGCUUGAUUCUUCUUCCGAAGCUUUGAGCUGUUAAAGAUCAAUUAAAUAGAGAGCCAAGACAGUAGUAGCUAUUUAGAUUUUGUUUUGAGAGCUACAAUCGUGUUAUCAUUUUGGUUUAUGUUCCUGUCUUGGCAAUGACAUGAGUUUUGGAAUAUGUUUUUGUGCUUCUUUGGUGCUACUCUUAUGCUAAGCUGCUACUUUGUUUCAGUAAAUGUACGGCUUUAUUCUGCAUGCUCUUUGCCUUGAGCAUAUGAUUCCAUGGUUUCCAAACCAAUUUGGAGCAGAAUGGCUAUGGCUUUCCAUCUAGGCAUCUGUGUAGGUUUGUUG
Messenger RNA from Linum tenue, 1245 nucleotides. NCBI's taxonomy places the organism in Eukaryota, Viridiplantae, Streptophyta, Magnoliopsida, Malpighiales, Linaceae. The record is from the annotation of a GenBank genome assembly.